GGAAGAUGUUUUUUACACCUAAAAAUAAAAGUGAGACCUUCUAAAAAAAUAAAUAAGGCAACAGUGACAGUAGAUCUAGAUUUAGAUCUAGAUUCUGGAAAUGAAGAUCUAGUCAAGAUCUAAAAAAAAAAAAGAUCCUUAACACUUUGGAUUAAAAAAAAUAUAAAUUUUCUAAAAUGGGUGCUGUAAAUAGCUGCUGUAUACCUCGCUAUCGAAGUAGUGACACAGAUAUAAGUAACAACACCAGCACACCCAAGAAAAAAGGUCAUCAUCGCAACCUUAGUGCGACCUUUAACUUGUCAGUCAUUGAUGACUUCAACAAAACCCAAAAGUAUCUAGUCAACAUCAACACAGCCACCGAGGAAGAGCUGAUGACUCUCCCAGGCAUCAACAGAGGGAUAGCUAAAAACAUCAUAGACUAUCGGAAUCACAUCGGCGGUUUUAAAUGUGUGGAAGACCUAGCCCUCACAUCAGGUAUUGGUGCGGCCAAACUGGCUAUGAUACUCGAUGACAUUUAUGUCGUUCCCCCCGCGCUUCCCAAAAGCGAGUCCAGUAACGGAGUCGUGGAUAACUCAAGAGCUCAGGAAAACGGCUUGGAUGAGCCCACUAUCCUAGCCAGUGUUAAUUCGGAUAAUGUUUUCACGUUAAUUAAAGUCAAGGGAAUCGGCAUGACGCUGGCCAAGAAUAUUGUGGCACACAGAGAAAAACACGGCAAGUUUAAAAAUUUAGAAGAGCUGUUAAAAGUGAAAGGCAUUGGGCCUAAUAAUUUAGAAAGCUUUAAACCCUAUUUGACUGUUGAGGCUAUCACUAAGCCACCUACUGUCACAACUUCAAAUGGGGUUAAACCGAAUGCGGUAUCCAAUGGCAAGGUCAGUAAUGGGGCCCAGAGAAAGGACAAAGCGGAUGAAGACUACAUCUUGAGGUCUACAACCUCCUUGGAAAAUUUACUUGAGAUACUUGGGCCACUAGCUAAAGUGCCUGCCAGGCCCAAAGUUGAGGACGUCACUUUGAAGCAUAAUAAUCGGAAGGUGUUUCGACUGGCAUCUUGGAACCUGGAGAAGUUUUCUGUAGAGAAAGCCAGCAAUCCAGGAGUAAAGGAUGUUAUCUGUAUGACAGUUUUAGAAAAUGGGAUAGGUAUAUUAGCUGUUCAAGAAGUGGCAGACAAAAAAGCUUUAAAUGAAAUUUGUCAAGAACUCAAUUCACCAACAUUACCGAAUGUUAAAAAAUGGAGUGGAAGACGUGGCCAGUGGGCGUGUGUAGUGUCUGAGGCUACUGGCAGAAUGCAUCAGGGUUCGGAAUUCAAUGGUUUCCUGUAUGAUAAAUCUCAAGGCAUUGAGCUAGUCAGGUCAUGUUUGGUUGAAAAGGAACCUGGAAAAAGUAAACCAUUCACCAGGUUACCUUUUCUUGGUAUUUUUAAGGUCAAUGGCAAAUUCGACUGUGUCGUAGUGAGUGUUCAUCUGAAAGCCACGGGUCUUAACAACGAAGAUUUGGAUCGGACUGAAAAGGAGGCUGGCACUGUGAGUGACCUUGUGGAUGCUAUAAAGAAGACCCUAAAAGGUGAAAAUGAUAUCAUUAUGGUUGGGGAUUUUAAUUUGAAACCAAAUGCUUCUGCCUUCAAAGAGCUAGAGAACAAAGGCUACAUCAAUUGUAUCCCGGAGGACGCCUACACAAACAUCAGCAACAAUAACCCUGCGGGCAGUAAGAGUUAUGACAACAUUUGGAUUAGCAAAGAGACCCAGCAAGUUUUCACAGGUUUUAGCAAUGUGAUCAGGGAAGGCUUGACUAGCACAUGGAUCCCCAAUGGAUGGACAUGGGGUGGGGUGGUCAGUGACCACUGUCCAGUCUACGCCCAGUUUUAUUCCAACGUUGAUUUGGACAACGGAGAUAUCACAGCAGAUCAAGUUAAGUUUUCAAUAUCUGGCAACUCCUAACUAAGUAAUAGUUUAGAUAGAAAUGUUAUGAAUAUUAUUGAACUUGUAUGCAAUCAUCAUAAACUGAUGAGCACUGGGAAAUGUCCUAUGAACUAUGGUUGUGAAUUUUUCUUGCUUUAUAUUUCCCUUUGUUCAUGUUUCAACUUUCAGUCUUGGAGUGAAAAUAUUUCAGCCCAUGGUAAUAUUUAGAGAAUGGACAUUUUCUUUCUAAUUUACUUUAAAUUCAAUUUGCUUAGCAGUAAUUCUGAUGGAAGACAUUUCCUUUAUUAAGAAACAAAACAAGGAAGAGAAGGAAAAUUAUUUCUAAUUUGCUUAGCAGUAAUUUGAUCUUUUUUAAUUUACUAUCAGUGUGUGUUUUUUUAUACCAUCUAAUUAGAGAACAAAUUGUGGGUGUGUGUGUGUUUCAUAUUUAGAAAUUUUACUCUCAUACUCAUUCAUUGACAUUUGCCAUGCAAUAAUUGAACCUUGCAAUUCAGUUUUAUAUGGUUUAAGUUAUGCUGUUAUGUUCGUGGCAUGGAAAAACAACACUUAAGCUUUUAGAAAACUGAAUAUUAUUGCAUUUUACUCUGUAAAAAAAUGUAUGCUUGUGAAAAGCAAUGCCACGCAUGUUACAGCUUUAGUGAUGCGCUGGUUGAAAUAAACCCAAAACAUAUGUGUGUGUGACAAAGAAAGUUAUACAUUCUCUCUUCCGUUUGUUCUUCACACAUCAGAUUGAUUGUGUGUUGUAACUGAUACAUUGUUGAUUGUUUUUAAUUGUCAGUUAUAACAUAUAUUGUUGAUUUUUUUUUAUUGUUAGUUACAACAGAUAUGUUAUUGAUUGUUUUUGACUGUUUGAUAGAACAGAUAUGUUGUUCAUUGUUUAUCUGGAUGUAUGUCUCUGAAAUUACAACGAAUGGCUCAGGUGGAGAUUUAAAUUGUCGUCUUAAACUCUCGUUCACCAUUUCCUGUGUUCGUCUUUCAUAUGCUUCAAAUUAUGAAAACAUUUGUUCAAAAAAAAAGAAAAAAAUCUUUGAUCAAAUUUUAACAGAAACAAAUAUUGUUUUAUCCUUGUUGACAAAAGUGCAAUUCAGUUGAUUUCAUGUCUUUACAAUCUUGUAUCUUGUUUUCUGUUGGUUUGGUUAUAAGAUUAUGCACUAUAAAUAGCCAUAAGAAGACAGAAGAGGCAUUGAAAAUUUCGUUAAAGUCAGUUAAAGUUUGCCUAUCAAGUUAUAACAUAAGAUUUGAUAAACAGCUUUUUCUAGAAGGGCUAUAUAUAGCGCAUUGUAAAUAGCUACAACCUGUUUACAGUUUGACCUGUUUGUUGUAAAUCUCUAUUCAAAUAAUCAAUGGUUUCUUGAAUACUUACAUAAUAGUAUGUAUAAUAAUAAUAAGGCUUCAACUGUGAAGAUUAAUGAGGAAUGCAGUAUAUGUGUGUUUGUAAAAUAUAUAUAUAUAUAUUUAUAUAUAUAUGUACUUGAUAUUGAAUCCAUUCUGUCAGUAUUUAUUUCUGUAGCUAAGAUACAGGAGAAAUAACAUUUUGUUUAAGUGCGGUUAGUCUUAGUUUUACUUUUGAUCUUUUGAAUAGUAUCCUGGCCUUGGUUGUAAUGCUUGGUCUACAUCCAUUUUAAUGCUUGACCUACAUCCAGCAAUCCUGAUGCUGUCUUAGCUGCGAUGGGCAGGCCACAUCUGCAGAAUGGAAGCAACUAAGUAAUUCCUUUAUGGUCAAAUAAUGAAAGGGAAGCGCCACUUGAUGACAAAAGUUGUCGUCAUUGAACUUAAUAGAUGUUAAAUACUCCAAAUGUGUGAAGUGUUCCAUUAAGGAAAAGGUUUGGGAACCACUGGGUUACAUGAUCAUGUGUGCAGGAGAGACCUGCUUCAGAAAAAUCAAAUCUAAAUCUAAACUUUCUUCAGUGAUUCCAAAUUCAAGUUAGUGCAAGUUUCAAAUAAAGGCAAGACUAUCUAUAAAUAAACAUUUAUUUGUAUAGCUUUAAGUCAAAAUCAAAAUCUGGGAUUUAUGAAAUAUCUGUGCAACUAUAUUUUUUAAACUAUCUGUACAAAUUUACAAAUCUUAACCUCAUACUCAAUUUGACACUGACAUGAAGCCUAUCAUUGGAAUGAGUUUCCUAUCGAAGUGUUCCAACACAACAGUAACCUUUAGGAUUUAUCUAAUUGUAAAUACGUGUGUGUUUACUUUCUACAUUAUUCUAUGCAUUUGUGUGAAUUUACUCUUUGUAUACAUUUUUUAAAAUUAUUUUUUAGUCUUUUAUCCCCCCUUUUUUUUAUACAAAAUUUACAUUUAUAAUGUAUUUUAAUAUUUGCUUCAUCAAAGUCAACUUUAAAAUGCAGGUUUUUUUUUAGUAUUGAAAUGUUUGUCAGGAAUACAAGAUUUUAGUCUCUCUUUAAUUAAGGAUUAGACUAGGUUGCGAACGUUCAUAACUUUUUAAAUGGUUGGAUUUGAAUUGUUUUUAUGGUUAGAACUGUUUGUCGAUUUUUAAAAAAAUUUCAUUUAAGUGUAUGUUUGUUAUCUUUUUAAAACCAAGAUUUCUCUUAUUUUUUAAUUAUUUAUUGUUAUAGUUAUGUCUACUACUGUACUGUGAACCCAAACCCUUUGAAAACUUUUUGUUGUCGUUUACAUUUUACUUUUCACUCUAUCCUCUAUCACCGUCCUGUGUUUUUCCCAGAUUUGAUGUGAACAUUUUAGAAUAACCUUGACCCUCACUACAGUGUUGGGCUAGCAAGGCUUAUAACAGGUCUUGAACGUUGUUUGUUCAGAUGACACACUACGCUGCUCUUUUUCUUAGCUAUUUGUGUCAUGCAGAUUUUAAAGCAUCGUUUUUUGUUUUUUUUUUAUUCUGACCUUUUUUAAACUACAUUUGACACAGAUAGAAAAUAUGUUGCCUAAGGUCCGUGUUCGGCUCAUGCUACAAUGCAAUCCAUCUCAUCCAAACUUUGACCCACAAUAUAAAAUGAAAUCACAGAGGAUCAUUUCCAUUGGGCUACGGCUAGAUGAAUUUGUGUGGGGAUGAAGUGGUAAUUGUGUCAGAAGAGGUUAUGCCCCCCCCCCACACACACACACAAUAGCUUACAUUUUUAUUUCUUUCAAAGAAUUUUUUUAGAAAUGUUUUAGACUUGACCAUGUUGUACUGAAUUAUAAAAAAUGAUUUUAAUUUUGUAAAAUUAAGAUGUUUUGUUAUAAUAUCUAUUUGUUCUAAUCUGAGAAAAAUUUCAAGCAAACAUUUUUGUGAAAUAAGUUUUAACAACUGUUUACAUUGAUAGCAUAAAUAUGUUUUGACUUAGCAAUAACAAAAAUCAACCCUGGGAUUGUGCGUAAUGAAAUUUAUAUUUUGCAGGUCUACAUAAAAAACUAACAAAAUGUGCAAGCCUUGAAAUGUAUGAAUUGUUGAAAAGUUUGUAUGAGUUGGAUGGUGAAUAUGGUUAUUUUUACAAAUGAUAAGAUAAGAAUAUGUACCUAACACUGCACAUGUAUCUCCUGACAGUUACCAGACUCAAGCUUUGGGAGAGAAUAUCUGUGUUUUACCUCAUGUUUGUAGUUACAGGCAGUCUGUUACGCUGGGACAGACUGUGUAAUGUUUUAGGUGUCAAAAAUAUUUCCUAGAAUUAAAAUGUAAAAGGUGGUGUUCCUUUAUUAUGGGAAUCUGAUGGACAUUGUAUCUUAGGCAGACCCUACUACCACUACAGCCCAACAUAACCAACACCCUGUACGGCAGUGCUGAACAAAUGAAAAAAAAAACAUCCCACUAUUUUUCCCUGGCACAGUCUGUAAAAGAGCUCAGCAGCAAAAAGCUGGCUAGAAGAAAAGGAACAAUGGACAUUGUAUUCAUUUCAAUUGUUAUGUGGCAAACAAUUUGCUUUCGGAUUACCUGGCAUCUGUUUUAGCAUCUGUUUUACCUUGUCAUGUUUGUUUGACAAAAAUCUGGCAAAGACUGCAAGAUGAACCUAAGCAAGUCUUGGGCUCCAUUGUGUUUUGGCUUUGUAUUUGCCCUGUUAAUUUUUUUCUAUAUUUUGGUAAUGCAAGUUACACGUUUGAUCACAUGAUUUAAUAUUUGUAUAAAAAAAGAAAUAGAGUAAUUCUGUAUAUAAACUGUGCCAGUGUUUUUCUCCAUGUGCCAGAUGGUAAUGUAUUUCAAAUGUUUUGCUAACUUGUUUUAGUUUAAGAUAUUUGUUAACAUUAUUUUUUGUUUUUGUCAUCAACUAUGCAAUAGUUCUUUUGUGCACAAAACUUUUUGCUUUGUUUUUUUUAUUAUUUAUUUUAUUUAUUGAAAUUGAGUUAACCCCCCCAAAAAAACAUGCAUAGAUUUAAUUUAAAUAUGACUUUGAUUUGUUAUUGGUUUUUGCAUUAUAUAGUAUUAUAAUUUCCAAACAGACUGGAGUCAAGAUAUCAACUUUUAAACAUAAAUAGCAUACAAGACAUACACUAUGCAUAAUUGUGUGGGUUGAAUGUGUAACACUAUCAUUUCAUUGUGUUCUGUUUGUUUGAAAGAUGUUACUAUUGAAGAACUAUUGAAGAACUAUUGAAGAACUAACUCUUACUGCUUGAAGAAUUCAGACAUUUUCAGGUUGUCGUGAACAGAGCUUAUAAGAUUUUGUUUAAGUACCAGUGUACAUCAUGAUGUGGAGAUUUUUGUUCAUUUAACUCUGACAAGAACUCUUAAUUGGCUAUUCUUUUUUUUUUAAUCCUUAGAGGUUUUAUUAUCUUCAAAUCUGGGUUUAUAAGAAGUUUCACUUUACAAACUUUACAAAUUUGUUUAAACUCAAUAGUCAAUUAAUUUUUUAAUUUUUAUUUUACUAAACUCUACUUGGCCUACUUUAAAGUUUAUCUUCCUGAACACAUAGAGAUGUGGAGUUGGCAAGUAAGCUAAAGCUGCUAAGCAGUAAGAUUUUUAGCUAAAAAAGUUAUUUUUUGUUUCAGAACAUUAUAAGAAGCAAACUAUCUAAAUGAUUUGUUUCACUGUACAAUGAUUCUCUCUUAUAUUUUUUUGGCAUGACACAUGAAAAUAUUAUUUCACAUAGUCACCAGGAUUUCUGAGUGAGAAUCAAUCAACAGUUUUGUUUAACUCAUUGAAUCAAAGUUGUUUUUGCUAGAAACAAUUUAUAAUGUAUUAUUACCAAUGCAUUUUAUAUCUAUUUUUUGUGGGGUGGGGAAUUCCACCUUGUAUAAUCAUCAUGACUUGAUUUUUCUGUGUGUUAUAGUCUCUUACCAUUAAAAAAAUAGCAAUAAAGAUCAACCAGAACAAUAUUUUUAGCAACAUCUGUAUUACCAUGCAUUUUGGGAGAGAAAGAGUGCUCUUCCUUGCAAGAUCAUCAUGACCUGAGUCUUUUUUUUUUUU
This is a messenger RNA of Biomphalaria glabrata, 7258 nucleotides long. RefSeq names its product endonuclease/exonuclease/phosphatase family domain-containing protein 1-like. The record is from RefSeq and is a predicted model, not a curated record. The transcript is spliced from 9 exons. NCBI's taxonomy places the organism in Eukaryota, Metazoa, Mollusca, Gastropoda, Planorbidae. Gene Ontology annotation, cellular component: plasma membrane. Gene Ontology annotation, molecular function: DNA binding. Bases 177 to 1931 code for a protein of 584 amino acids. Gene Ontology annotation, biological process: DNA repair.